AUGAAGCACCCGGGCUUGAGUCUGUUUGCAGUGGAAUCGCUAGCUACAAGUAGAUCCAAAUCUUGCAUAUCAUGUCGGGAACGCAAACGUAAGUGUUCCCGAGAAUCUCCCAAAUGCUCACAAUGUCAGAAGAGCUCGAUCCCAUGUUUCUACUCUGAGAAAUCUAGAGGGUAUCGAGACUUCAAGCUUCACGAGCAAGCAAAAAUCCUACUCGGCUUAUCUUCUCAGGCUCAUUGUUUCCCUUCCGUUCCUAAGAACACACACCGUGUCCCUGAAGACACAACACCUGAACAAGGGUAUCGCUCUGGCCAGAUCGUUGUCACGGACGAUAUACUGGAGUCCCACGAUACGGAGCCUGAUAUUCUCAGUCGAAAACGUUCGAUCACGUCGGUUUCAUCUGCCUCCAACGGUGUAAAGAAACCCUCGCAUUCACCAUCUCGAGACUCCAGCUCGGUCCUCUCCGGACUGUUUGAAGACCUGGAGUCACUCAAUACGGCAGAAACAGAUGUCAAUAGGCCUGAUAUGACUAAAUGGAACAACAUAGGUGCUGUUUUGCCGGAGCAAGCCAACAUCUUGACAACCAUGCCGGCUGCCAAGUCGAUGUGGCCCAAUAUACACAAAGACCAACUCCAUCGCUUCAAGAACGACCCCAAUGUCCGUGUGGGUCCCAUCUACACGAAAAUUUUCACAUCAUCAUUGUACUGUACGGGAAAAUCUCUCGAUAUUGACUUGAAUCUAUUGGAAUCGUACCUUCCUCUGAGAAAAGUUUGUGAUACCCUCUUUGCUCGCUACGUCAAUUCCGUGCAUCCGAUUAUGCCACUUCUCGACAUUAAGAAGCUCCAUCCUCAGUAUGAGAUGUUCUGGAAUAACAAGAUGUCAGUAUCGAUAUCAUUCUAUAUCAUUCUAUCUGCUCUUCUCUAUGCUGGCUCGGUUUCGGAGUUUGAACAGUUGACCAUCUCCCAAACGUCAACUUACACGAAACAGGAAUGUAUUGACCUUAUGAGACAUUUGGUUGGUAUGGCCGAAAUCGCACUAGCAGUGUCUGAUUUCCCUACCAAGGUUACAGUGGUUGGUUUACAGGCUUCAGUGAUCUUACAUUCGGCCGUCAGAAACGACUGCAGAACUGACGACUGUGGAUCGGUAGCAAAUUUGGUCAGGUUAACACAGUUGAUCAAUCUCAACAGAGAUCCCCAGUCAUAUCAUAAAAUAGAAGAUGCACUGCUUGUCCAAGAACGAAGAUUACUAUGGUGGCACGUAUACUACUUGGAUAGUACCACUGCGCUUUCAUCAAGACUAGCACCAGUCAUAGUGGAGGAUGAGUAUGACACCUGUUUUCCCAUAGAGUAUAAAGAAAAUUCUGGACUCUACAAAUUGGACCUGUCAAUUGCCUUCGCUAACGGAAGGUUCCGAUGGGCUGAAACUUGCAACAAGAUUACCAGAAGGGGCUUUCUGUUGAAGCCCGUAACACGGACUGAGGCCGACCGCCUUAUACUGGAGAUUGAUAACUUGGGUUUUCACUGUACCUUGUCCAUCCUGCGAAUUUUGGACCAGCCCAACGUAAUGCCCAACCAGGAGCAUUUCGCUAGCUUCAGUUCGUCCAUGUUGGCCACUUUUAGGGAUCGGUGUCUAUGCCUUCUCAAUAUGAUCUUGUCAACUCGACAGGAUCUGAUUCAGACGUCAUCCACGGCUGAUAUACUGGAUAACAGCGUGGGGGAUUCCUUGGUCAAACAUACCUUGCAUUUACUUCUGGAAUUCUGCAAGCACGGGUCAAUGCCUCAUAAUGCAAUUUUCUUGUGGGAAAUCCGAAAGUAUCAGCCUAUUCAGGUGCUUUUAUUUCUUCUUCGGAACUUGAUUGCCGAUGCUAAAAAAUUGCUGUUCAACACCGAAACCCUCAGAAACGAUGAGAGAGUGUUAGCGAUUGAGAAUUCCUUGAAUGUUCUCGGGUACCUUUCGGACCAUUCAACUAAGUUGUGUCAGGAACGGUGGAAUAUGGUCCGAGAAUUGAAGGCCACCACUUGGGAACAACUUUUCGGGUCUACGAAUGACCUGUCUUCUUCGGAUACUUCCUCUCCUAAGACUUCUCCCGGUGAGAGCAAGGUGGCAGAAGCAUUCGGGGAGGACUGGGAUGCCAUCAUAAAGAAGUUAACUGCGGUAGAAAACACUAUUGAUGAGAAUAUAUUUGCAACAGAUUGGGACGAGACGUCGGGACGUUACGUGAUGUAA
Molecule: messenger RNA, 2223 nt
Organism: Sungouiella intermedia
Lineage: Eukaryota; Fungi; Ascomycota; Pichiomycetes; Serinales; Metschnikowiaceae
Source: the annotation of a GenBank genome assembly